UACAUGAAGGACGUCUCGAGAGAGAGAGAAGAGUAAGGAUUAUCAUUCAUUCGCCAACCACAUUCAUCCCUUGUGCCAUUUUGCCCAAUCCCAAUCCCAAUCCCAAUCCCUCGCUCUCGUCUUCAUCUUAUUCUUCCUCAUCCACCAUUCAAUCUUUCCCAUUUUUCCUCUUCCACUCGAUUUUCUGUCUAGUGUUGCUGCUGCUCUUUCCAAACAAUUCACUUAUUGCUGUUAACAAGCACUCCAUGAACCUGCUGAGCAGACUUGGUCUCAGUAGCCCAAGGGCAGGAGAGAAUAUGGAUUCAUCCAUUGCUCAGGGACCAGACAACGACAUACCGGCAGCCGGUCAACAGUUUGCCCAGUUUGGUGCUGGUUGCUUCUGGGGUGUUGAGCUGGCCUUCCAGAGGGUAUCUGGGGUGACCAAGACAGAGGUUGGUUAUAGCCAGGGCCUCUUGCAUAAUCCAAGAUAUGAGGAUGUCUGCUCUGGGACUACAAACCACUCAGAGGUUGUCAGGGUCCAGUAUGAUCCUAAAGACUGUAGCUAUGGGUCUCUGCUUGAUGUGUUCUGGGCUAGACACGAUCCUACCGCACUGAACCGGCAGGGGAGUGAUGUGGGAACUCAAUACAGGUCUGGAAUAUACUAUUACACACCUGAGCAAGAGAAAGAAGCCCAAGAAUCUCUGGAGCAACAACAGAAGAAGUUGAACAGGAAGAUUGUCACAGAGAUUCUUCCUGCCAAGAAGUUCUACAGGGCAGAAGAAUACCAUCAACAGUACCUUGAGAAAGGGGGUCGAUUUGGUUCCAAGCAAUCUUCUUCUAAGGGAUGCAAUGAUCCAAUUCGAUGCUAUGGUUAAAUUCAUAUGGGAAUCACAACCAAGGAUUGAAAACUUUCUGUUAAUAUAGCAAUAAAGCUAAGUCACACCAUACCCUAUUCUUCUCUAUUGUAUUUGUUGGUUGAAGCUCACCAUAAAGUCAGAUUUGAGUUAUUUAGUGUUUUAUAUGUGUAGUUUUCUAUUUACGGGUUCUUAUAGUACCUUUAAUUAGUGGUACAUUUUGAGUUAAAUUAUUGAUUUAUAGUUUUGGGUUU
Messenger RNA from Lotus japonicus, 1087 nucleotides. Its product is annotated as peptide methionine sulfoxide reductase-like. Gene Ontology annotation, biological process: cellular response to oxidative stress. The record is from RefSeq and is a predicted model, not a curated record. The transcript is spliced from 3 exons. Gene Ontology annotation, cellular component: cytoplasm. Bases 246 to 854 code for a protein of 202 amino acids. Lineage: Eukaryota; Viridiplantae; Streptophyta; Magnoliopsida; Fabales; Fabaceae. Gene Ontology annotation, molecular function: peptide-methionine (S)-S-oxide reductase activity.